CGUAUAUAUCCCAAAGUCCCGCCCCUUCAUCUUCCUUUUCCGCUGUGGGAACGUAAACGUGCCUGAAGUGCUUGGUUCUUCAUCUGAAGCUAAGGUCCUCAAUCCGGCGACUAGCACAGUCAAAUUUAGGCAUCCGACGCUACUACCACCACCUUUGAUAUCUACAAUGGCCUCCGUAUCUGAGCUCGCCUGCAUUUACUCCGCUCUGAUCCUCCACGAUGAUGAAGUCACCGUCACCGAGGACAAGCUGAAUGCCCUGAUCAAGGCUGCUGGAGUCACUGUGGAGCCUUUCUGGCCAAGUCUGUUUGCCAAGGCCCUUUCCAGCAUCGAUGUCGGCAGUCUGAUCUGCAACGUUGGUGCCGGAGGUGGAGCUCCAGCUGGUGCCCCUGCUGCCGGUGCUCCUGCAACUGGUGGAGAUGCACCAGCUAAAGAAGAAGAGAAGAAGAAAGAGGAAAAGAAGGAAGAGUCUGAGGAGUCCGACGAUGACAUGGGCUUUGGUCUCUUUGAUUAAAACUGUUUUUCUAAGAAAACCAAAUAAAAAUACAAAAAUUGA
Molecule: messenger RNA, 553 nt
Organism: Nothobranchius furzeri (turquoise killifish)
Lineage: Eukaryota; Metazoa; Chordata; Actinopteri; Cyprinodontiformes; Nothobranchiidae
Gene: rplp1
Product: ribosomal protein lateral stalk subunit P1
Biological process (GO): translational elongation; cytoplasmic translation
Cellular component (GO): cytosolic large ribosomal subunit; ribosome
Molecular function (GO): structural constituent of ribosome; ribonucleoprotein complex binding; protein kinase activator activity
Source: RefSeq, a predicted model, not a curated record